AUGUUCUUCGCAUCGCUUACAGAAAUGUGCCUUAAAGCAUUCGUCACCUUAUUCGUUGUAUCAGCAGCUGUGUUCGUAGGAUUUAAUACAUUGGCUCGUCUUGAAAGCGGUGUUCAUCACCAGCUUGUUGGUUGCGAGCAGUAUGUCUUCGAACUUGCACACCGUUUGGAUACUCUGAAGGAGUCCUCCGUAUUUAGGAUGAUCUCUUGGCUUCUACCUGAGAGGCCUCACUUCGUUCAAGAAACCAUGGAAUCUUGGCCCGUUGCAAUCCUUGGUCGGAUACUGUCCUUCUUCCCUCGUGUUGAAAGACUUUGGAAAUCUAGACAGGAAUUACAACGGUGUGAAUUCGUUGCCCGAACUCUGGAAAAGGAAUUGGCAAAAGUCCAACUUGGUAAUGUCUGUGUCUAUUUUGGCGUGUAUCUGAUCUUUGCAGGAAUUGUGCUCUUGUUGAACUCCUUACUAGGUAAUAAAAAGCAGGAAACUGAUCCCGAAGACGAAGAGCAGGAAUUUGAUAGGUCGUCGAAGAAUAGUUCACUUGAUCAAACCGAGGAAACUGAGGAGCAAAAUCAAAAGUGGACUGAAAAGACAAGUGAACCAGAAAACAUGAAAAAAUUAGAGGCAAUAGAAAAACUGACUGAAGAAAAUUUCCGUUUAAAGAAAAAGGAAGAGGAAAUGGAAGCUAAGUUUAACCUCCUGUACUAUAAAUAUGAAGGCCUUCAAAAAAUGAAGGAGGAAGAGAAUGAAAUGGCGAAUAAAAAGAUUCAUGAGCUUAACAAAAUAAACGACCACCUGUUGAUGGAAAUUGCCCAUAAAGAAACUUCGGUUGAGCGACAUAGAAACACAACCGAUGAAAUGGAGCAAUCAAAUUGCCUGAUGAAAGCAGAGCUGGAAAGGGCAAAGGAAGAAAACCGAGCCCACAUGGAGAGGCAGUCACAACUUCUGAAAGAGAAAGAACGAUUGGAAAAAGAUAUCAAAGAACAAGCUCAUAUCAUCGAAGAGAUGUCUGAACAGAACGGCAGAUUACAAAAAGAACUAAUGGAGGCAAAGAUGAAUCACUUCGUGCGAGGCGAACGGCACGAAGAUCUACUUACCAAGAUAGAAGGAUUAAAGGAGAAGGUUAGUUUCCUCGAAAAUAAGUUAUCCAAGCCUGUGGAAGAGGAAGAGAAUGAAGCCUCAGAGGAAGAUCUACCUGAGGAGAGUGUCCCUCUUCCACAGCAAGUCAACCAUCUCAGUAAUGAAGAGGAAACACUGAAAAACCAGGGACUAAAAGCAAACAGAAGAGUGAGACUAAAAAGAAACUCACUCCCAGGAAAGCUGCAAGCUAAUGAGGAACAGAAGGAAGAAGAAAAAGUUAUUGUCACUGUAAAGAAAAGAGCGGAAGAAACAAAAAGAGAAGACCAAGGAGUUGUAGAGAAAGACACCCGCAAGGACAACAAGGGGUGCCAAAAGCCUCAACGGGUUAAAAAGGCUGAUAGAAAACUGAUAACCUUCAACCUGGAACCAGAUCAGCCUCAGCCAGACAAAAGUGUCUUCUCCCGCUCUACAAGACUUCCCCCUCAACAGGAGGUCAACUCUAUAAUCUUCAGGGGGGAAAAAGUUAAACUUAGAUGGAUUGAGGAAACGGAUGGAGAAGUGAUAGCUGAACUGGGUGUCCCGAGGAAAUUCCAUAAAGCUAUCAAUGGAAUCCAGGGUAGGACACUUGAGGAGAUCACGAAUAGAAGUGGUGUCAACCUCAUUGCACUGCCGGGAAAGUUAGAAAAAACAGAUCUAAUCACUAUCGCAGGUAGAGUCCAUCAAGUUCGUCUAGCUGCUAGUCAUAUUGAACGCCUCAUCAAUAAUCUCUACUAA
Molecule: messenger RNA, 1848 nt
Organism: Macrobrachium nipponense
Lineage: Eukaryota; Metazoa; Arthropoda; Malacostraca; Decapoda; Palaemonidae
Product: trichohyalin-like
Exons: 1
Coding region: 1-1848 (615 amino acids)
Molecular function (GO): RNA binding
Source: RefSeq, a predicted model, not a curated record